CUCUUUCUCUCAGAUAUAAUUAUUCGCAGCACACAAAAAGAGGGGGCGCAAGCAAGAGAAGACACGAGAACUAGCGGAAGAGAGAGAAGAAAAGCUUAGGGAGAGAGGGAGAGACGUGUAGUGGUGGAGUUGGAUCGGCCUGUGCGGAUCGGAGGAGGUCAUGAACAGCUAAUGCCCAUUCAUUUAUUAUGGACUUGCACCAGUUGUUAAAGUACAGAUUAGCUGGUGCUAACGUCUUCUACGAGUUCCCUACAGAAAACAACUUAGCAAACAUUCCCUGGCCAGUUAGUCCCCUGAAGUCCGAGUUCAGCAACUCCCCAUACACUCUUUCAGCCCAGCUUGAGUGUGACAAUUUGUCUGCUAUUAGCAACACUCCAGAUAAUCAGAGCUCCACAGAAACCAUUUCAGCACAACCAAUAUCACCAUUGGAAGUUGACAGUUCAUACAGACAGGCAGGCAUCCUUCGAGAAAACACCCAAGUGAGACCUGAUCCAUUGUACGCAACAUCAAGGCAUAAUAUGCAACACACUUUACGGGAAAUAGAGACUGUUCUGAUGGCUCCUGAUGCUGAUGAUGCAGCCAAUGGCACCAAGCAUGAGUUUGAGGAACACAAACCUACUCAGCUGAUGAGGCAGCGGUCAAGGACAUGGAGUCAUGAAUCAAGACAGCCAUCACCAGGAGUUGUCCGCACACAAUUUGGAUCUGGAUACCCCACAGCAAGCUAUGACUUCCGCCCAGAAAAGCGGCAAAGGGAGUUAAGGGAGGAUCCGCAGAGCAUGGUGAAGCAGCUAUUAACCAAGUGUGCUGAAGCAUUAAGUGAGGAGAGGAUAGAUGAGUUCUUCAAGCUUGUUCAGCAAGCUCGCGGAGUUGUAUCAAUUACUGGGGAGCCAAUACAGCGGUUAGGUGCUUACCUUCUUGAGGGUUUGGUUGCUAGACAUGGAAACUCGGGUACGAACAUAUAUCGUGCUCUGAAGUGCCGUGAGCCGGAGAGUAAUGAACUUUUGUCCUACAUGAAGAUUUUAUACAGUAUCUGUCCGUACUUCAAGUUUGGCUAUAUGGCUGCCAAUGGGGCAAUUGCAGAGGCAUUGAGAAAUGAGGAUAAAAUCCAUAUAAUUGAUUUCCAGAUUGCUCAAGGGACACAAUGGAUAACACUGAUCCAAGCGCUAGCUGCAAGGCCUGGGGGUCCACCACAUGUGCGGAUCACUGGGAUAGAUGAUCCAGUGUCAGAGUACGCUCGUGGGGAAGGUCUGGACCUUGUAGGGAAGAUGUUGAAGAGCAUGUCCGAAGAAUUCAGGAUACCAUUGGAGUUUACCCCUCUACCUGGUUUCUAUGCCACUCAAGUCACAAAAGAAAUGCUGGACAUCAGGCCAGGCGAAGCACUUGCUGUCAACUUCACUCUGCAGCUACACCACACACCAGAUGAGAGCGUGGAUGUCAACAACCCACGGGACGGGCUACUCCGGAUGGUGAAAGGGUUGUCCCCGAAGGUGACUACGCUGGUGGAGCAGGAGUCACACACCAACACAACUCCAUUCCUGAUGAGGUUCAGCGAGACUAUGGACUACUACUCGGCCAUGUUCGAGUCAAUCGACGUGAACCUGCCACGGGACAGCAAGGAGCGGAUAAACGUGGAGCAGCACUGCCUUGCCAAGGACAUUGUGAACAUCAUCGCCUGUGAGGGGAAGGACCGGGUGGAGCGGCAUGAGCUCCUGGGCAAGUGGAAGUCGAGGCUGACCAUGGCUGGGUUCAAGCCGUACCCGCUAAGCUCAUACGUGAACUCGGUGAUCAGGAGGCUCCUCGCAUGCUACUCUGACAAGUACACCCUGGAGGAGAAGGACAGCGCGAUGCUGCUCGGCUGGAAGAAUAGGAAAUUGAUAUCAGCUUCUGCGUGGCACUGACAAUAAGUUUUCAGAAGAACAUAAGUAAACACCUUCUCUUACAUAUAAAUAUAUAUAGUGAAUUCCCUGGUCUGCUUUCCCAGGAAAGGUUCUCUUUGUUGUGUACAUGUACAGGAUGUUGCAUCCUUAGUUUUUUCCCCCUAAAUUGUAAACCAGGAUAAACAUUGACAUUAGAUUCUAGCUGUAUGAUAAUUACAAUUUUCUUGUGUUCUCCCGUCAGUCUUAUGGUAUCUUGGAUUGGAUGUA
Molecule: messenger RNA, 2144 nt
Organism: Panicum virgatum (switchgrass)
Lineage: Eukaryota; Viridiplantae; Streptophyta; Magnoliopsida; Poales; Poaceae
Product: chitin-inducible gibberellin-responsive protein 1-like
Exons: 2
Coding region: 189-1898 (569 amino acids)
Biological process (GO): regulation of DNA-templated transcription
Cellular component (GO): nucleus
Molecular function (GO): sequence-specific DNA binding; DNA-binding transcription factor activity
Source: RefSeq, a predicted model, not a curated record